Molecule: messenger RNA, 1003 nt
Organism: Propithecus coquereli (Coquerel's sifaka)
Lineage: Eukaryota; Metazoa; Chordata; Mammalia; Primates; Indriidae
Gene: ST6GALNAC3
Product: ST6 (alpha-N-acetyl-neuraminyl-2,3-beta-galactosyl-1,3)-N-acetylgalactosaminide alpha-2,6-sialyltransferase 3
Exons: 3
Coding region: 120-734 (204 amino acids)
Biological process (GO): oligosaccharide metabolic process; ganglioside biosynthetic process
Molecular function (GO): alpha-N-acetylgalactosaminide alpha-2,6-sialyltransferase activity
Source: RefSeq, a predicted model, not a curated record
AUCUGCGGGAAUGUGGGCUGGAGCGGUCCUGCAGCGGUACCAGCCUUCAGCCCGCCGCCGGGACUGCCCCUGACCCAGGCGCGCCCGCUGCUCGGUGGCAGGAGGGCCGGCGGAGCGCCAUGGCCUGCAUCCUGAAGCCUUUGCAACUGGACUGUGAGCUUUGUGCCAUAGUGUCAAACUCAGGUCAGAUGGUUGGCCAGAAAGUGGGAAAUGAGAUAGAUCGAUCUUCCUGCAUUUGGAGAAUGAACAAUGCCCCCACCAAAGGUUAUGAAGAAGAUGUUGGCCGCAUGACAAUGAUUCGAGUUGUAUCCCAUACCAGUGUUCCUCUUUUAUUGAAAAACCCUGAUUAUUUUUUCAAGGAAGCAAACACUACUAUUUAUGUUAUCUGGGGCCCUUUCCGCAACAUGAGGAAAGAUGGCAAUGGCAUCGUUUACAACAUGUUGAAAAAGACAGUUGAAGUCUAUCCGAAUGCCCAAAUUUAUGUGACCACAGAGAAGCGCAUGAGUUACUGUGAUGGAGUUUUUAAGAAAGAAACUGGGAAAGACAGGACAGAAGGAUAUAGAAAAGUUCCCUACCAUUACUAUGAACAAGGAAGAGAUGAGUGUGAUGAAUAUUUUCUUCAUGAACAUGCCCCAUAUGGGGGGCAUAGGUUUAUCACUGAAAAGAAAGUGUUUGCUAAAUGGGCCACAAAACACAGGAUAAUAUUUACACACCCAAACUGGACAGUGUCUUGAUGUUGGUUUUUAAGGUCUUGCCACAUCACUUGACAUGAUCAUGGUACAUGAAACCACAACUGUGAUGCUGAUGCUGUAAACAAUGAUGACAGCGAUGAUAUAGACAGCAACAAUGCUGAUCAAGUUCCUGUACAUUCUCAGAUACGGAUCAUGACUCUGCUAGUAAUUUAAACCUGAGAUUUUGUGGAGGGUGGUUGUGCUCAUUAUGUUCUUUCUGAAGGUUCAACACUAUAUACUGCACUUUAUAAUUUAACUGGAAUUGAAAUGAA